AUGCCCUACUCCGACUCGGUCGCGGACUUGGAUUCAGUGCCACUCGGUCAGUCAGUCAAACAACUUGAGCGUCAGCAUCUGUGCACUGCAAUUUAAUUUAAUUAAGACGAAAGACGACAAGUGAAAUAUUUUUUCUUUGAAUCAAUUGUGGAGGGCAAUUAGACAAGAAAACAAACCUCAGUUACUGUCUACGCGUGGGAUGAUGAUGGCCGAAAAGCUAGAAAUGAAACGCUCCACCUCGAUGCCAGUGAAGCCAAGGCCCUUAAAUCCCAAGCCCUUGGCUCGAUCCCCGGAGAAGGAGACAGUGAACGAUACUGAAACCGAUUACUAUCCAGAAAGUCCAAGCUGUCUACGCAGACGACGUAAAUCCAAGCAAGCAGCCGAUCAAUUGGAGACGCGCAGCGAGCAAAACUUUCCUUAUACGCUCGACUGGUCGGGCAGCACGAUUGAGCUCAGCCCCGACUUGGAUGCGGAUGGCAGAAAGCGCAGCAUGCAUCGGGUUAUGCAAAAGAAUGGUCACGAGAACGUUGUCUUUCGUCGCAUUCCGGAGAAAUCGUGGCGAUAUAUGCGCGAUGCGAUUACCACACUGAUCGAAUUGGAUUGGAAAUACAUGCUAACAAUUUUCCUGGGAAGUUACUUUCUGAGCUGGCUCUUCUUUGGUGUCUUAUGCUAUAUGGUCGCUUAUUCGCAUGGUGAUUUUCUCUUCGAUGAGGCAUCUGGUGAACGUUUAGGAGAAGGCCAAGAUCCUUGCAUCUAUGGUGUGCGCAAUUUUGUGGCCAUGAUGAUUUACUCGAUUGAGACGCAAACAACGCUUGGAUUUGGUGAGAAAUAUGCGAGUGAGGAAUGCCCGGAAACAAUUUUCCUAUUUGUCAUGCAAAUGAUGUGCGCGGCAGCUAUUGAGGGGUCAAUGAUUAGCAUUAUUUAUGCGAAGACUGCGCGUCCGGCCAAACAGUUAACGAAGCUCAAGUUCAGCGAUAAGGCUGUGAUUUGUUAUCGCGAUGGCAAACUAUGUUUGCUCUUUCGCGUCUGCGAUCCGCGGGAACAGCAGUCCAUCGAAUCGAAGAUACGAGUCUAUAUGAUUGUGGAUAAACAUACUCGUGAGGGCGAGGUCAUCAAGACCCACACGGAGCUAAAGCUGGAGGGGAAUGGCGAGCAGUUGAUUGUCUGGCCAGACAUCGUUUGCCAUGUCAUCGAUGAGACGAGUCCACUCUUCGCAUUCAACAAUGCGAAGCAAUUCAAUGCCGGACAGUUUGAGCUCUAUGUCACGAUUGUUGGCACCUCGCCGACCACAGCGCAAAUGACCGAGGCGAAGACUUCGUAUGUGCCGCGCGAGAUUUACUGGGGUCAGCGAUUCGCCAACAUCAUCCACUACGAUGCUAGCCACGAGCGAUAUAUCGUGGACUAUGAGAAUUUCAAUUCGACUAUAUCGGUGGAUAUGCCCGUCAGGCUUAGCCCAGCGGAGCAACUGCAGCAGCGACAGCAACAACAACUGGAGCUGCAGCUUCAGCAGCUGCAAUUGCAAAAACAUUGCAAACAGAAUCAUUAA
Molecule: messenger RNA, 1546 nt
Organism: Drosophila navojoa
Lineage: Eukaryota; Metazoa; Arthropoda; Insecta; Diptera; Drosophilidae
Gene: Irk3
Product: Inwardly rectifying potassium channel 3
Biological process (GO): potassium ion import across plasma membrane; regulation of monoatomic ion transmembrane transport
Cellular component (GO): plasma membrane
Molecular function (GO): inward rectifier potassium channel activity
Source: RefSeq, a predicted model, not a curated record